Molecule: messenger RNA, 1797 nt
Organism: Portunus trituberculatus (swimming crab)
Lineage: Eukaryota; Metazoa; Arthropoda; Malacostraca; Decapoda; Portunidae
Product: putative methyltransferase DDB_G0268948
Exons: 8
Coding region: 400-1317 (305 amino acids)
Molecular function (GO): S-adenosylmethionine-dependent methyltransferase activity
Source: RefSeq, a predicted model, not a curated record
CCCCCCCAACUCUCUCUCUCUCCUAUACUACUUUGCCUCCCUAUAAACUAACCUAACAUUCACCGCACCCUUAAGGUAAACAAAACUUAUAUAUUUGUAACCUAACCUAACCCACAUAAGAUAAUCAUUCUAUCAAUAUCUGCUGUGAUACUUUUCUUGUGUCAGGACAGUGUAUUGGGGAUAUUAUCAGGAAAAAUAACAAGGCACCGAAAAACAACAGGAGUGUCACAUAUACGUUCCCCUGUGGUUGGUUUGAGGUGGUGUACCAUGGGGAAAUGGCAAGGAGCUUUAAGAGAAGAUAUGAACACAGGAAUGACUUGUAAGACUGUCAACUCUAGUCAUACAUAGUGACAUGAAGGGUCACUGACCAGACUAGAACAACCCCUCAGACUUACACUCAUGGCUGAACAGGAAGGAGAGAACUGUAGAAUCUGGGUACAUUGCAACAAGAAAAACGGCCAAUCACAAAGAAGGAUUUUUACCAUGGCCAACCGUUUCUUUGAGGGGGCAGCUCAUGCAGCUGCGUAUGCCAGGUUUCGGCCACAUCCUCCUCAGUCUCUUAUUGACAACAUCUUAUCUUUUUUGAAAUCAAAGUAUACAGGUGCACUGGCUGCAGCAGCAGAUGUUGGGUGUGGGUCAGGCCAGACUACCUGGAUCUUGGCACCACACUUCAACAAUGUCACAGGUCUUGACAUCUCUGAAGCUCAAAUCACUGAGGCCAUCAAGAAAAACAAAGCAAAUAAUGUUUCCUUUAAGGUCAGUGGAGCAGAGAAGCUGCCUUUCCCAUCACAGUCCCUCCAGGUUAUUACAACAGGACAGGCUUGUCAUUGGUUUGAUCUACCAAAGUUUUAUGCUGAAGUUGAUCGAGUACUGGUGCCAGGAGGAGUGGUGGCACUCUAUGGGUACCUGUUUCCACUUCCUAUCUUUGGGGAAGUAUCUGACCAGCUGGCAGAGAUUGUGAAUGAUACAUAUAAGAAUAAGUUGAAAGGCUACAUUCAGCAAGGCAGUAUGGAAGUCUACUUAGAAAACUAUAAAUCCGAGAAGUACAGCAUGGCUCAUUAUGAGGAUAACAUAGAAAUCAGGAAUGAUAGCCACUAUACAGACAGGGAUGUCUCUGUCACAGACCUGACAGGAUAUAUUAGCAGCUGGUCUGGCUUCCAGAACUAUCGUGCUCAAAAUGGAGAUAAAGCUGCAUCUGAUAUGCUUCAGAACUUCCAAAAUAGGAUCAUGUCAGUGCUCGGGGUGAGCACCGCACCAGAGGACACUCAGCUGACCCUUCGUUAUAAAUACUUCAUCAUUAUGGGACGCAAGCCGUAAGCACAGUGCUUUAAUGUGCUUGAAUGUUACUAAAAGAAAUAAUUUCUGUUGUAAAAAAAUAUGUUGCUUUAAGAGAGCCAUGUUAUUUGAGCAGUCUCUUAAUAUGUUUUAUUUUUAUUUAACUUUUGUCCAGAAAAAUAAAUAAGUAAUUUUGUAUUUAGAAUGGUUUUGAGCUUUUGGAUGUUGAUGGCCAUUUUAGAGUAUUUUCUCCAACUUAUCUGUAUUAAAACUUAAUUUUUAAAUUUACAUUAAAUGGAAAAUAUUUAUUGUAAGUUCAUAGAGUUUCUCUUUCUUUUAAGUCUGCAUUAUUUUAAGAAAAUAUUUUAGGAAAUUUGCUGAUUUGUCUCAAAUAUACUCAACUUACAAUUGCAUCAGUAUUGUACCGUCAAGGUCUUUCACGUUUCUACUCACCAUUGCACAAAUUAUUGUUAUGACUUGGUUUUAACUUUUUUGUUCAUAAAAUACAUAAAUUUGAGUGAA